Stegodyphus dumicola is the source of this 856-nucleotide messenger RNA. RefSeq names its product dynein light chain roadblock-type 1-like. NCBI's taxonomy places the organism in Eukaryota, Metazoa, Arthropoda, Arachnida, Araneae, Eresidae. The record is from RefSeq and is a predicted model, not a curated record.
AUCACUGAUAUUUGUUCUUAACUCCAAAAUUCUGUUAUGCUAUUUGCAGUUUUCACUAUUUUUAAUCUUGAGUCUUCCCAGCGUUAAAAAUGGAAUCUGCAAUAAUACUUUUUUCUCUCACAGCAUUACUAGCACGUUUUGUAGAAACGUAAUUUUCUCCUGUUCUAAACCUGUAACUUUAGAUGCAUAACUGGUUGCUACGCAACUGGGAUUGAUACAAACCGCUGAUAUGAGUUUUUAAGAAUCGUGAAUAGGAAGUCUAUUUUCUUUUUCCAGUUAUGAACGGCAAUAGCUUACUUAUUUGAUUGGAAAUAUUGUUCAUUAAGAAUGAACAUUAUGUCAAUAAAUGAUUAGUUGCAGCUGGUUUAUAAUGGAUGUAACUGAAAAUGAAGCUGAAGAUAUUUAUCAAAGACUGAUUCAUAAGAAAAGUGUUUUGGGAGUUAUUGUCUUGAAUGAAAAUGGUCUGCGUACCUCUAUGGAUAACGCAACGACCACAGAUUUGAUGAAUGCUCUUGUUCCUUUGAAUAAUUUGGCGAGAAAGACUGUAAAAGACCUGGACCCAGAUAAUGAGCUCCUUUUCUGUCGAAUUCGGACCAAUAAGAAUGAGAUAAUGAUCGGCAUAGAUGGGGGAAAUAUGUAUAUUGUACUACAAGACGCUCGUUUUAUCCGGACACCUCACGUACUAAGAUGAAUCAAUUUCGAAAACAAAUUACAGCUCACUCUCAGUAACAGUAAGCAACUCUCGAAUUACUCUGAAGAUUCUUACCUUUUGGUCUGAAAACGGCGAAAACAUGUACAAGAAAUAAAGGCUAACUGAAGCAUUUUCAGUAAUAAAGUAUUAGUUAUUCUCGUCUUC